Molecule: messenger RNA, 1643 nt
Organism: Ixodes scapularis (black-legged tick)
Lineage: Eukaryota; Metazoa; Arthropoda; Arachnida; Ixodida; Ixodidae
Product: myotrophin
Exons: 4
Coding region: 176-526 (116 amino acids)
Biological process (GO): regulation of barbed-end actin filament capping
Cellular component (GO): cytoplasm; nucleus
Molecular function (GO): protein binding
Source: RefSeq, a predicted model, not a curated record
GAAUCUUACACAACUGUUGGCAACACUGUGCUCAUCGUUCCGCAACUGGCUCGCUGAAGCGCUGAAGUUCCGAGGUUCGUUCGUUCUCCAAUGAGUGGGUUCUGGGCGGCACAACGGCACGAUUCGGUGUUCUCUAACUUGCUUGUCAGUUCGCACGUUCGUCGCCUACACUAAAAUGAGCGAAUUCCUGUGGAGCCUGAAGAACGGAGACCUGGAUCAGGUCAAAGACUGCGUAGAACAAAAGGGGCUGGACGUGAACGCGUCCAUCGACGGAAGGCCUCCCCUCCACCAUGCGGCGGACUACGGCCAGGUGGACGUGCUCGAGUACCUCAUUGAGAAGGGUGCCGACGUCAACGCCAAAGACAAGUAUGGAAUAUCAGCGCUCCUGGCAGCCAUCUGGGAGGGCCACACGGCCUGCGUCAAGCUCAUGGUGGAGAAGGGAGCAUCGAAGCAAGGCACCACUCCGGAGGGGCAGUCCUACCUCGAGGCGGCCGAAAAGCAGGAGAUCAGGGACCUGCUGCACUGAGCCCCAAAAUACAGCGGCCUAGGCCUAGAUAUUUAUGCGCACCUCCAAGCGGUGCGACCAUCUCUGAUGCACUCCCUCCUCAACGGCUGGUGGUGCGGAUCGUAAUCCUCUUGCCUUUGAGCCGACAGUGCAGCAGAAACUACAUGCUCCUUAGAUUGGUCGUACGUCUACCUUUGUUCGCGUGAUUACGCUUCCACCCUAACCACGCGCAGAAAGCAGUGUCGUACAACAAAGAGAAGGCGGUUCAUUGGUCUGGCGGAUGCGUAGCUCCCACCGCACUGUCGACUUAGGGAUGAAUGGAGUACGAAGAUGUAGAGGGGGAGCAACUCGCUAUGCUCGAGGUCAUUUGUGGAGUUGGCCUCACCAGUGUCGGGCGGAGAGGUGCUUCCUUCGGUUUUUGCCUAUCUUUGGCAGGUGUAGUUUACUACGUCAUUUUUACAGAAACUCCUUUAGUUUUUUCCUUGCGGUUAAUAAUACUACUGCGUAUUACCUUAGUCACAUACAGGCGGGGCUCUAGCUGUGUACAGACACUGCCUAGGCACCUCGAAAACUUUGUUUUUUGUUUUUUUCUUUUUGGGUUUUUAAGAACAAUUGGUUUUGUGGAUUGUUGAGUGUGCUGUGUGCUAGGAGUCCAAAGGUCGAGUCAAGUGCCUUACAAGGGGUGGAGAGGAGGAGAAAACCGCCCGGAGCGUUUGGAAAGAUUCCCGAGCCAAUGCUUUUUGUCCACCGAUUUCGUUGUGCUCUGCAUUUCCCGACGGCCCAGCUUAACUGCAUAGAAGUUGUUUUGGCAGUUCUGUGACGAGAGCCAUUUCAGUCAAAGUGUCUCUUGCGUUUAAUCCUGCCAUCUAUAUGCCUUCCGGAAAGCUUCCUAUCUGUCUUUCAAUUUACUCUUGCUCCGAGAAGCUAAAAAUAUCCUUUUCGUAUUUUUUUGUUGAGAGCUGUGGUCGCAAGUCUACAGGAUUCAUGGAUGACAUUUGAGGCGUGCAAUGUUGCGGAGCGGUGUUCUAUAUGUUUCACAACUUCAUACACUUUGGAAGUUUCAGUGAAGGUUGUUGGUUGGAAAUCUUGUAGCACUAAUGAGUCCUUCCUCAAGCCCAAUAAAUGUUUAAACAGUGUA